Messenger RNA from Actinia tenebrosa (Australian red waratah sea anemone), 4621 nucleotides. RefSeq lists its product as uncharacterized. The record is from RefSeq and is a predicted model, not a curated record. Gene Ontology annotation, cellular component: cytoplasm. Gene Ontology annotation, molecular function: ATP binding; protein serine/threonine kinase activity. Gene Ontology annotation, biological process: protein phosphorylation; intracellular signal transduction. Lineage: Eukaryota; Metazoa; Cnidaria; Anthozoa; Actiniaria; Actiniidae.
GUCACUCCAGUUGGCCAAACACCAUCUCAUCUUACGUUGAUUUACGCCGUUUAUUGACUCGUAUUGACUCGCUGAUGGCCCUCAAUGUUGUCCCACGGCAAUGUUUUGAAGGGAAAGAGCAUGCAGAAUAAGUAGAAGCUCAUCGAAAUACAGAGAAUGAGAACAGAGUCUGUCAAAAUCAUGUCUUCUGUGGCGGGUAAUUCAGAGCAAGACAAGCCGUCUUCAUCAACUUCGUCUUCAAAUGACUGUCUACCGCCGAGUGUUGUUCAAGUUUCACGUGAGGAGCUUCGAAAAUUCUUAAAAUGCAAGCGCGUGGGGAACUAUCUUCUUGGCAAAACAAUUGGUGAAGGUUCUUUUGCCAAAGUCAAGCAAGGAUUCCACGUUUUGACAGGAGAAAAGGUUGCAAUCAAAAUCAUCGACAAGAAACAAGCCAUGGAAGAUCGYUAUGUAUCAAAGAACAUGAGACGGGAAGCUAAGAUCCUUCAAAUGGUUCGACAUCAAAACGUUAUACAGUUACUUGAAGUAGUGGAAACAGAAAAUAGGUAUUAUUUAGUAUUUGAAGUAGCUAGUGGAGGUGACCUGAUGGAUUAUAUAUGUUAUCGUAAGAAACUUGGCGAAGUUGAAGUGCGCAAGUUUGUAAGACAGAUCAUUUCCGCUGUUCAUUAUUUACAUCGAGGAGGCAUAAUACAUAGAGACCUUAAAGUAGAAAAUUUACUUUUAGAUGAAGACUACAAUAUCAAGAUUAUAGAUUUUGGUCUAAGCAAUACAGUAUAUGUACCACAGACAGGAGAAAGAUCUACUACGAGGGAACAUUGUAAGACUCAGUGUGGCUCCCCUGCUUAUGCGGCCCCUGAGAUUCUAGGACAUCUAACAUAUGGUACCAAGGUGGACGUAUGGAGUAUAGGUGUUAAUAUGUACGCCAUGUUGACUGGUAAACUACCCUACACUGCUGAACCCUUCAAUAUCAUCACACUAUACAACAAGAUGGUUAAGGGGGAAAUGAACCCUAUACCAGACCGACUGUCACCAGGUUGUAAAGAUUUAAUAUUAAGAUUCCUGACGUUCGAGCCUACUGAACGCAUCUCCAUCGAAGAAGCCCUGAACCACACAUGGCUGAAGAAAGGCUACGAGAGUGACCCGCUCGUUCCCAUGCCCUUCCCGAACUAUCUGAAACCCGAGGAAAUGAACAGAGACAUCAUUAGUCACAUGACUAACAGAAUGCAGUUCAAAGAACAGGAUAUCAUAGAUGGGGUUACGAACAAUAGGUCAAACGCCGCGUCCUGUGUUUACCACCUCAUAAACAAAAAACUACAGCGAUACAUCCAUCAGCACCCAACACCGAAACUACCGCGCCGAUUGAUAAAAACCGACUCGACGGAUGAACCCGAUGCUGUGCCGAAGAAGCCACGAAUGGAAGACACCGCUGGAUCCGGGUACAGUAGUAGCAACAGGCUUCAAAAAUUAAAAGCCGAUUCAGCGCAGGAAGGGAGCUCUGCUGCUGGGUCGUCACAGUGUAGUCAGGGAAUGCGUGGUCGCCUUGCUAGUGAUAGGGAUGGUAAUGAAUUGAAAGGAUCCGCUGCGAUGCCAGACGAGGCUGAUGGUGCCUUAGCGACACCAAAAGAAGAAACAGUCCACAAAUCAGGAGCUUUCAACCACAUGGAAUCUUUAGAAAUCGCAGAUGACGAGAUCCCUGAACAAAAGGAAUCAGAAGAGGGGCACAAUGGCAUGGCCAUCAUACGAGAGAGAAAAGACGAACCUACCGAGCCCGUGGGCCGGAAAAUUUCCGAAACUUAUAAAAUGAGGUUGGCGAGGAAGCAGGCAUCUGUUGAGGUGUUGGUGCAAGCUCCUUCUCAAUCUUCUGAAAAACAACUAAUGGAGAAUAAUGAUAAUAAUGAUGACCUAAACAUUAGGGCCGAAACCUCGACGAAAGAUGUAAGCAACAGCGAGUCAAGUACGAUAAGCGACGACGUUUUCGUGAAGGAAAGUUUCAAAGAAGAUGAAAUAACCGUCGUAAGAAAAAUGAAUGUCAGAAAAGAUUCAGGCACGAAGCCGGUGGUGCGGAUUUCACCGAUUAAUACCAAGGUCAUUGCCAUCCCUCUUUCCCCCGCGCCCAAGCCUCUUGUACAACCACAUCCAAUAAAGAUUCCACUGGAGAGGAAGGGAUCGCUUCCCUUGUCAGUUCCGCGGGAACGAACUCCCAGUAACCAUGACAACAAGACUGACACGUCACCGUUUGCUUUUAGAGGAAGGCGAGGUUCUCUUCCCAGUAGAACGUACCCCGUAACACGUGACCCUAGCCCUAUAAGAAAACCAAUAGAACCACCUGAGCCAAUCAAACCCAAGAUAUCAGAUCCUAGUGGUCCUACCUACGGGCUUGUUUGUCAGGUGACUAGUGUAGAGCAGAAAGAAAAGGGUCCUGAAAAGGAAGGCCCUGAGUCUGCGCAGUUGAUGGUUCGUAGUACGCUGAGUCCUUUGUCGGUACAUUGUAGUCCCAAACCGACGCGGCGGUAUUCGACUCCAGUCAGCCCUAUGAAGGACUUUUAUAAGGAAGUACUAGGAUUUGAUUCUGCGAAGGAUAAUACUCCGAUAAAGACCAGAGAUGACAGUAGUGUAGGUACAACAAAGAUGGGAGAUAUAUAUGAUGGUGGUGAAGUGGUUGUAGCAAACAAAGGUGAUGUUAGUAAGGAUGAUGUGGUAAGCAAAGGUAAUGAUGGUGACAAAUCUCAAGCUAGUGACGCAGUCGAAUCAAGUUUGUCGAGUUUGAGACCGUUCGCUUCUCCGUCAAGGAAUCGACGUUAUUCUACUUCGUCAACUUCGAGUGACGAUUCAAAAAGAACCACAGCACCACGUGCUCGCAUAUCCUUACCCUUCACCCCUCGCGAGCCUCUUCUUCCUAACCUUAGCCUCAAGCUGCAUACCAAGCACCCACCGAUCGAACCGCUUAACCUCCCUCCUCCGUCCAUGUCACCAAGGAAACUGAGUCUAGAUAGCUGCAAGGCAGGAAGAGAUAAGGAUCGGAGCCAUCGCUCACGAAGACGAAAUACGGUCAUGGAAACUUCGCGUCAACACGCUCUGGCGGAUACCGAAGUGAGUAARUCGACACGUGAACCAUGCGAUGGAAAGGAAUCACGUGAUCAAGAUGACCGCAAGGAGUCACGUGAUCGUUYGUAUCGAAAGGGUUCCAAGGACAGAAGGGAGUUCGGUGACCAAUUGGAAUCGAGGGAGGCACGCGCGGCGCGUGUAAGAAAAACAAUAGACUUCGAUUCCAGAAUAUCGGUUGAAAAAGUCAUGAAUGACUCGCAGACCAAGAACACAGGUGCACGUGACUCUUCUAGUGAAUCACGUGACGCAAGGAUUUCGCGUGAUGUACGAGAAUCGCCCGACAGACGAAAAAGUGAACCUUUCAGAGUGCCUGUGAUGGACUCCCGGAAUGCAAAACCGAGCCACGCUCGGAUAAAAACUCGGAGACAGACGACAGAGCUCGACACCAGAUCGUCUCGUAAGACAAGGGGGACUGCGACUCAUGUCGAUGUACCAAAAUCACGUGAUCACAGAAGCUACAGUGACACACGUGAUCCGGCAAUAAAACGAAUCAUCAGUGAAGCACUUGGCGAGUCAUUCGGAGAUACAACCAAACCACGUGACCGAAGAAAGGCCGAAUCUCGUGUGCCUGAGUCUAGGUCGUCGAGAACCAUUAAAGAUCGACGUUCAAGUAUGCCAGUGAUGAUUACGGCUCGAGUCAGACACGGAAAAGAUACAAAGGAGAAUGGAAACGAUAGUGGAGUUAAACUCAGCGAUUCUUCUUCAAAAAGCGAGGACGUGGAGGAUAGUCCGCUGACACAAAGGAUGCGGGAUUCAAGUUUAACCAAUCAGGAGAAAGCUAAAGAUACAGCCAAUCAGGAGGGAGGGGAAUACGUCACGAAAAGGGUUGUUGUCAAGGAAAGACAAAGAUGUGAACCAAGAGAGAUAGAUUUCAAUGAAAAUACUCGCGUUGCUAUAGAAACUAGUUCUGAUAAGGAUUUCAUUCAUUCUGGGAGCAGUCGACGUUCAAGAGAUCGACAAAGAAGACAUACGGUAACUCUUCCCAGAACUCAGCCCGAAGCUUCGCCACCUGUUGUCACUUCCACCAAAUACACCGUGUUGAGCUCACCCAAAAUAUGUCGAAAGUCAGAGGUUUAGUAGAUUUUAUAGAAUGUAGUCUAAAAUAUUCAACCAAUAAGAGCUUAGCAGCCUUUUUAUGACAGAAAGGAAUAUUUUUACACAAAAAUAUUUUAUGAUAGAAAAUUGAAUUCCAUCCCUGCGGAUAUAUAACUUGAACGCAUUCAAGAAAUAUGUGUAUUGUAUUUUAUACGUUUAAGAUUUAUGCUUUUAAAGUAUUUUCAAUACCGAAAACCGACUUUGAUUGAUAGCAGUUUUAAUCACGUGUCAUUAUGUGGACAAAAUCUCCAUCAUAACCAGUCCUUCUCGUUCUUCGUGGUCGAGAGAAUCUGGAUACUAGAACAAAUAAACUUUACGUAGCUUUAGAAAUUAUGAAUGAAAAAUUAAUGAAGAUAGUUAAAUGUUAAAUUAAAUAUUCUGAAUAUUUUAUUUGUUUAUAUUUAUAAAAAAAUCUGAAAUAACA